ACUUCUCGGAUAUGGCAAUGGUUCUUUUGCAAAUCAAACUACGUAUGCAGUUGACUAUUAUCCACAAUCUAUAGCUGUUGGUGAUUUCAACAAUGACACUCAACUGGAUAUCGUCGUUACCCAGCAGUAUGACAAGACUAUAAGUGUACUUCUCGGAUAUGGCAAUGGUUCUUUUGCAAAUCAAAUUCAAUAUUCAACUGGCUCUGAGCCAUAUUCUGUAGCUGUUGGUGAUUUCAACAAUGACACUCGACUGGAUAUCGUCGUUGCUAAUACUGCUGACAAUACUGUAAGUGUACUUCUGGGAUAUGGCAAUGGUUCUUUUGCAAAUCAAGUUACCUAUUCAACUGGCUCUGGUCCAACUGUUGUAGCUGUUGGUAGUUUCAACAAUGACACUCGGCUCGAUAUUGUGCUUAUUAAUUCAGGCGACAAGACUAUAGGUAUAUUUCUUGGUUAUUUAAAUAAGGUUUUCCAAUACCAAAUGACACUGAUAACUAGUAAGAGGUCUGUUCCGCGAUCAUUGGUCGUUGUCGAUUUCAAUAAUGACACUUAUAUGGAUAUUGUUGUCGCGAAUUCAGGCACCAAUAAUAUUGGUAUUUUUCUAGGAUUUGGUAAUAGUUCUUUUUUAAAUCAAAUAACAUUUGCAACUGGCUCUGGUCCAUGGUCUUUAGCUGUUGCUGAUUUAAACAAUGAUAAUCGAUUAGAUAUUAUCGUGAGUAAUAUUAAUGAUAGUAAUAUCGGUGUGUUUCUCGGUUUUGGUAAUGGAUCUUUUGCAAAUCAAACAAUAUAUUCAACUGGAAGUAAUUCUGAACCUUACUCAGUUGCUAUUGGUGAUUUUAAUAAUGACGCCUUAUUAGAUAUCAUUGUCGCUAAUUACCGUGCUAGUAACGUAGUUAUAUUGUUUGGAUCUGGUGGUGGUACAUUUACAGAUUCAAAAGUAUAUUUGGUUAGUUAUGGAUCUUUUCCAUUUUCUGUUGUUGUUGGUGAUUUCAACAAUGAUACAAAGCUAGAUUUUGCGGUCGCUAACUAUGGUACUGACAACUUAAAGAUUUUAUUACAGACUUGUUAA
This is a messenger RNA of Adineta steineri, 1066 nucleotides long. Lineage: Eukaryota; Metazoa; Rotifera; Eurotatoria; Adinetida; Adinetidae. The record is from the annotation of a GenBank genome assembly.